Messenger RNA from Oreochromis niloticus (Nile tilapia), 2068 nucleotides. RefSeq names its product actin related protein 5 (gene actr5). The record is from RefSeq and is a predicted model, not a curated record. Bases 37 to 1914 code for a protein of 625 amino acids. The transcript is spliced from 9 exons. Lineage: Eukaryota; Metazoa; Chordata; Actinopteri; Cichliformes; Cichlidae.
CCAGUCGGCUGUAUUUUGCAGUUACACAUUUUCAAAAUGGCUUCCAAAGAAGGACCGGUGUGUCAGAUUUUCUCGUUCCAGGACUGGAAAGCCUCUCCUGAUCCGAUUUUUGAGCUCCCCGCACAGUAUCUGACCCCCACACCCUCUCCUAUAGUGAUAGAUAACGGCUCCUUCCAGACCCGGGCCGGCUGGGCGGCUCCGGGGGCCGAGCUCGACCCUCCGCGGCUCCUGUUCAAGUCGGUGGCGGCGCGAAGCAGAGGCGCUGCCCGCAGUGAGACCCAGAUCGGUAACGACAUCCCCAAUUUGGAGCCGCUGCGGUGGUUGCUGAAGAGCCAGUUUGACCGAAACGUGGUGGUCAACUUUGAAAUCCAGGAGCUCAUCUUCGACUAUGUGUUUACACACCUGGGCAUCACGUCAGAGGGUAGUGUGGAUCACCCCAUUGUGCUGACAGAGGCGCCCUGCAACCCACUGCACUGCCGCCAGAUGAUGUCAGAGCUGCUUUUUGAGUGCUACAGCGUCCCAUACGUCUCCUACGGUGUGGAUUCCUUGUACAGUUUCUACCACAAUAACAAUCAGAGGAAGCUCCAGUCACCACACACGGGCAUCGUUCUGUCCUCAGGGUACCAUUGCUCACACAUCCUGCCGGUUAUUAAUGGCAGGUUGGAUGCUGUAAAUUGUAAGCGUGUGAAUGUGGCUGGGAGCCAGGCAGCGUCCUACCUGCAGCGCCUCCUGCAGCUGAAAUACCCAGGUCACCUUGCUGCCAUCACGCUCAGCCGCAUGGAGGAGCUGCUGCAUGAGCACAGCUACACCGCUGUGGAUUAUCAUGAAGAGCUGGAAAAGUGGCGCAGCCCAGAGUUUUACGAGCGGGAAGUUCACCGUAUGCAGCUUCCGUUUUCGAGUAAGGUGCCGGGGGGCUGUGUGAGUGUAGAGGAGCGGCAAGAGAGACGAGCUCAGCAACUUCGACGACUUCAAGAGAUUAAUGCUCGCCGCCGAGAGGAGAAGCUGCAGCAGGACCAAGAGAGGCUGGACAGACUCUUAGCAGUACAGGAGCUGCUGGAGGACGGCCUGCUGGAUCAGUUUCACAAGAGUCUGGUGGAGCUUAAUAUGGAUUCAGCCGAGGAGUUGCAGUCGUACAUCAACAAAUUGCAGCUGGCUGUAGAGCAGGGUAGACAGAAGCUGCUGCACAGUGAUGGAGCAGAGGGAAAGGCGGAGGUGUCAGAGCUGGAACAGCCGAUGGACGAGACAGAUGGAGUGGCACUGAUGGAUUCUGACUUCCCUGAGGACUCGCUGCCAGAAAAACCUGCUAAUGUGGUUCAGCCCGUGUUUAACAUGGCGGAGUACCACCAGCUCUUUGUGGGGACGGAGCGUCUGCGGUGUCCAGAGAUUUUGUUCCAGCCCUCGCUGACUGGAGAGGAGCAGAUGGGACUGAUGGAGACUCUGCAAUAUGUUUUGGCCAGGUACACUCCAGAGCAGCAGGAGGCGCUAGUGAGCAAUGUAUUUCUGACCGGAGGGAACAUGCAGUAUCCUGGCAUGAAAGAGAGAGUAGAGCGAGAACUGCUGGCCAUGAGACCCUUCCAGUCACAAUUCAAGGUGACCAUGGCGUCUUGUCCAGCCUUGGAUGCCUGGCAUGGAGCACGAGGCUGGGCGUUGGAGCACCCUCCUGGAGCAGGGUCGGAGGGAUGGAUCAGCAGACAGGACUACGAGGAGAAAGGAGGCGAGUAUCUGAGCGAGCACUGCGCCUCCAACGCUUUCGUUCCCAUGAAGAUCGCUAAACCCGCUCGCCCUGCUGAGCCAUCCGUUACAAUGCAAGCAUCAACAGAAGCUCCUGCUGCCAUCACCAUGGUUACGUCAGACCCGACCCCCUCCUCCUCCUCUGCUAGUGCUGUUGCUGAUGUUACCAUGGUUACCACGUGAUGCAAACCUCUCUGAUAUCCCCCCCCCACGUGUCCGAAAUUCAGGAAUAAUUUCAGGAUGAAGUGAAGGGUUUCACUUUGUCCUCUUUCCUUCAGCUCGACUCCGAUCGUGCUUUUUCAACAACCGCCAGGAAGCUGCUGUCAGUCCUGCUGAA